Molecule: messenger RNA, 2573 nt
Organism: Leguminivora glycinivorella
Lineage: Eukaryota; Metazoa; Arthropoda; Insecta; Lepidoptera; Tortricidae
Gene: dup
Product: DNA replication factor Cdt1
Exons: 3
Coding region: 123-1955 (610 amino acids)
Biological process (GO): regulation of DNA-templated DNA replication initiation; DNA replication preinitiation complex assembly; mitotic cell cycle
Cellular component (GO): nucleus
Molecular function (GO): DNA polymerase binding; DNA binding
Source: RefSeq, a predicted model, not a curated record
UUUGAAGUUGACGGUUCGUUACGGAUUUGGAGGGAAAAAGUGCUGGCUUAUUUAGUUAUUUUAUUUUAUAAUAGUUCAAAAUUAAUGUUUAGUGUUUGAUAAGUGUUAUUCUUUCAUAUAUAAUGUCUCAAACCACGCUUACCGCGUUCUACAACAGUCGAAAAAGACCUGCAGCGGAAGACAUAGCAUCGUCAAAACGCAAGAUCCCACAUAUAGAGCGCGUCCUGGAAAGUGAAUUAAAAUGUAAGGCAAAAAAUAUUUUACAAAAGAAAUGUGAUACUACUCUCAAAGUUGAAAGCCGGUCAGAGAGUAUCGCUCAGCCAUCUUCCGUCACGAAAAAUGACUCUCUAACUACCAAGCGUUCGUCUCCAGUGGAAUUGGGCGAAACAAGCACCAGUGAUCCAUUUGCCAGUAAAGUUAAUGGUUCUAACAUUACCAAAUCCAAUCAACCCUCCAAAUCAGAAAUUGUGAAUUCGGCUCGUAAAGAGCUUAGUUUAGGGGAUAUCAGAAAGAAAUUAGCAAGCAGUUCCAGGUUGGCAGAAUUGAAAGCAUCUGCUGAAAGGUUGAGCAAAGGCAUUCAGCAGCUAAAGGAUGGCAGCGAAAAGCAAAGCAAACUCAGAGAAUUCAAAUCCAUUGAUGUGGAAGUACCAUCAAGUCCAAGCAAAAGAGCAAGCAAGAUUCAAAAUGAGUUGAUGUCUCCAAAGAAAGAAGUGGUACCUAGUGCUGCACAGCAAAGGCCUUUGAUAUCACCUAGAAAGGUGGUAGUCAGUCCUGUGAAGAGCCCAAGCAAGGUUCCUGCAUACAUUAGACAUGCUGCCCUCGCCAGCAGCUCCUCAAGCCUUUCGCUCCCACACCACUACCGGUUCCUCGCAGAGCUGUUCCGAGGUAUGGAGACUGUUGUUUCCCUCCUUUAUAACAGAAACGAAAAGAUAACAUUUGCCAAAUUGAAGCCAUCUGUGCAAGACAUGCUCAAACGCAACUUUACUGAAAAACACCUUGCUCAAAUUAAGCACUUAGUACCUGACUUCUACAACUUUGAGGUGCAAAAGAUUAAGAAUUUUACCACCUCAUCCCAGAAAGAGGCUUUUGAAUUGAUCAUAUCCCCCAACUUUCCCAAUGAUAUUAAAGUUAUGAACCCAAGUGUCCUUCUAGAAAGACGUAGAUACUUCUUUGAUACCUUGCUCCAAGUACUGAAGAAACAUCAUGCUCAGUAUUUAUUGAACCUUGAUCCACCAAUGGUGAUCCCUGACAACAAGCUCACUCGCUGGCAUCCUGAAUUUGAAAUUGAGAAGGUACCAGAAAUUGAAAGUGCCAAGCUUCCUGAAAUGCCUAAUGCUGAAAAGUUCUCAACUGCUCAAGAUGUCUUGUCUAAGGCUAGAGAAUUAUUCAAAUGUAACACCAAGAUGGAGAGAGCUUUAGAAAAACUGGCUCAAGCUAAAGCCAGGGGUCUUACCGAUCAAGAAAAGGCUGCCACUGGCAUCAACCAACCUACACAGAAUGCCAGCACACAAGCCAGCCAGCCAUCUACAAGUGGGGUCACCAUACUCAAUCCUGCAUUAAGGAACCUCCCUGCAUCACUGCUUGAAAAAGUUAAAGCUAAGCAAGCGGCCAAAGCACUCGAAGCUAUGACCAGGUCAUCAGAGCAUGAGCAGAAGUACAUCAUAUACAGCCGCUUGCCAGACUUGGCUAGAACCUUGAGAAACAUAUUUGUCACAGAAAGAAAGAAUGUGUUAGCUCUUAACAUAAUACUUUCUAAACUGGGCAGUAGUUUCAAAAGCCAUGUCUCCAACAAUGAUUUGCAAAGAGAUAUUAAAGAGCUCACUGAGCAGGUCCCAGAUUGGAUCAAGUUACAUGACAUUAGAAACACUACUUAUUUAAAGUUGGACAGAAAUGCUGAGCUAAAGAGCAUCACCUCUAAACUGGAAGCAUUGGCAGAUAAGUAUAAAAGUGAUUAGUUGUAAAUAUUUAUUUGACAUAGGAAUAGAUCCUUAAGACUGUUAAGUAAGUGAAUGUAUUGUUAAGUAUGACAUCCUACGUGAUUUUUAAGAGUUCUUCUAUCCAACUAUUAGCAGUGUUUAAACUUUCAAUGGUUCAGAUUAUUAAAAACUUGGUUAGUAUAUGUUUUAUAGCCUAUCCUACAUCACAAGUCCGUGAUAGAUUUACUUGACAUUUUGGUUUCACACAAAACUUAUAUGACAAAAUUAGACUUGCUGACUUUCUAACAUUAAAAUUAUUUUGAUGCAGUUGUGACAUAGUAACGUUUGGACAUAUGAAAUAAGCAUAAAAUUACAUUUUUAACUUUGUUCUAAUGCAUUUCUCAAACAGCUACUGAUUAUUCAAUAAAAAAAAUAGGUGUCACACAAGUAGUAAAAAAUAUUCUUGAUGCUGUUUUUGACAUAGCUUAAUCAUUGGACAUACCUUUAUUUUAGUUUAUUUAUCGUGGAUGUAUUACUUUCGAUCGUGAAAGAAGUUGCAAUGUAAUUUUCACAUCAUCAUAGCUCUAAGUUUUUAGUGAUUACUUUCUCUUUACUGUGUGGUAUUCUGUUUUACAAUAAAUAAAAAAAAUGAUCUUA